AUGGGCUACUCGAUCCACAAUGCUGAUAUCAGCGAACCACUCACCCACCCCUUGUCUCACAGUAUCUUCAACAUUACCAUGCAGCUGCUUUUAUUUACAGCAGCCUUUUUCUAUGCUCUCAAUAUUACCGGAGCCAUGGACCGUGACAGCUACCCGUUUCGGUGCGACCCGAGCUCCUGCCCGAGCCCCAGAUGUGCUACUGGAUACGUCCUGGACAAAUGCAACUGCUGCACGGUAUGUGCAUCUGGAGUGGGCGAGGGCGACACCUGCAGCUACGAUCCACCUAUACCUUGUAAGGGCGACAUGAUCUGCGCGCUGCCAGGCUCCAAAGGGACCUGUCGCUGUAAAGCGGCACAUUUUGUUUGUGGAAGUGAUGAAACGUAUAGGAAUGUUUGCAAUAUGAGAGCAGCCAACAACAAGAUGAAGGGGAAACCUGCAAUCCAACAAGUGCAUAAAGGACCGUGUGGUCCUUUUAGUACAGGUACAAUAGUACCAAGAGUCCCAGAAGCCCUCAUUGCUGAUGUUGUAGCACAAAUAGCACCAGCUGUUGUCCAUAUCGAGUUGUUCCUAAGACAUUCUCUAUUUGGUCACCACAUUCAAAUUUCCAGUGGCUCUGGUUUCAUUGUAACCCCAUCCGGCCUGAUUAUAACCAACGCUCAUGUAAUAACCACCAGUACCAUGGUGAUAGGUCGGCUCCAUUUGCAUGUUCAGCUCCAUGAUGGUGGCGUGUAUGAGGCUGUGGUCAAAGAAGUUGACAGGAAGGCUGACAUUGCCACCAUUAAGGUCAAAACUCAGAAGAAGCUCCCGGUACUGCCUCUGGGCCGUUCAACUGAUCUAAGACCAGGCGAGUUUGUGGUGGCCAUUGGUAGCCCCUUUGCCCUGCAGAACACAGUCACCACUGGCAUCGUCAGCACAGCACAGCGGGGUGGCAAGGAGCUUGGCAUUCAUGACUCUGAUAUGGACUAUAUCCAGACUGAUGCUAUCAUUAAUUAUGGGAAUUCUGGAGGGCCCCUUGUUAAUUUGGAUGGCAAGGUGAUAGGCAUCAACACUUUGAAAGUGACAGCAGGCAUCUCUUUUGCCAUACCCUCGGACCGAAUACGACGUUUUUUUGCAGAGUCACUGACUAAAUUUUCAAAUGAAUUAGAGCCCAAUGCUGAAGAGCGUGAAGAUAUUACUUCUCUCAAUGAGUUAACAGAGAUUGCUGUGUCAGAAGCAGGGGUCCUUUGAAAAUUGAGAUGUUUCUUGGGCAUUAAGUGAGAAGAUACCCAUAUGCCAAUGCCAUACUGGACUAUUUGCUGUUUUGUUUUGUUUGUUUCUUUUUAUUCUUUACCUUUCUUGGC
Messenger RNA from Corythoichthys intestinalis (scribbled pipefish), 1340 nucleotides. RefSeq names its product HtrA serine peptidase 3a (gene htra3a). Gene Ontology annotation, biological process: proteolysis. Gene Ontology annotation, cellular component: extracellular region. The record is from RefSeq and is a predicted model, not a curated record. NCBI's taxonomy places the organism in Eukaryota, Metazoa, Chordata, Actinopteri, Syngnathiformes, Syngnathidae. Gene Ontology annotation, molecular function: serine-type endopeptidase activity; protein binding.